This is a messenger RNA of Schizophyllum commune H4-8, 1946 nucleotides long. RefSeq lists its product as uncharacterized. Bases 355 to 1737 code for a protein of 460 amino acids. The transcript is spliced from 4 exons. The record is from RefSeq and is a predicted model, not a curated record. NCBI's taxonomy places the organism in Eukaryota, Fungi, Basidiomycota, Agaricomycetes, Agaricales, Schizophyllaceae.
CAUUGCCUCAGGAUUCUGAUUAGGCUGGCGCCAUUGAGCAAUCUAACAUCUCAUGCGUAUUGGUGCCGUCCAAACAGUCUGGACAACGGUGGUUGAACGCAAUCCCAGCGACCAUGCCACCCAACGAGGCAGCCCCGUGGCAUGACACGAGGCUCUCCUCGGAUAAUAGCGGACACGUGAUCGUGGUGGUUCGCAGUGCCACUCACCGGGGUUUUCCGCGCGCUUCCACCUUGCCACCACCGGGGCCAUCGUCCGGAGCCUGCUUGCAUACCUCUCGGGUUCAUCCUUCGUCCUACCUACUCAAUCAAGUAUUGGGGCACCCUGCAUGCACACCUGACGACGGUCGCCAUCGCCAUGGAGGGCGCCACACAUGUUAUGUGGUCGAGCGAGUUCAGCGCGUCGCGGCAUCUGGACGCGCAGGCGGUGGAGGAUGUGAGGCUGGUGCGGCUGAGCAGGGAGGCGCACGCGACUUGUCUUACCACGCUCGAGUGGCAUUGGGGUCUGAAGAAGGGGGAACUGGACCCCAGAUGCUCCGAGAACCAUAUCUCGUUACGCUACGACAUGAAGAGGAAAUGGCGCGAAUACGACUGGACGCUGAUUCCAACGCCCGAAACGAUCCGCGAGAUGCAAAGAUUUGUCGUGUAUAAUGCGCGACACCCUGAAGCUCGGAAGAGCAUGAAGGAGGUCUUCCCUGCGAAUCACGUCUUCGAGUAUGUCUUCGUACCGCUCAUGAUGAGCACUGCUCCGCCGUACCCCAAGCUGCGCUGUCGAAUCGGAGACGACAUCGAGCAGGAAUACGCUCAGCCGUAUGAGGGUCUCCCUCGCGUGCUCUCCCGCGCGCACCCGUUCUUCAUCGCCCUCGCUGCGUUCACCCAUAUCAAGAAGGGCGGAACACAUCUCACCGCCGAGGAGCGGCACACGAUCUUCGGCCCCACUCUCGACCUAGGCCACGCAUGGCUUGCCGACCCGCCCGCGAGCUUCGUGCACGGCGUUGACGUCUGGAAACCGCACCGCUACCCAUACAGCGACGACGGCAGCGUCGCCUUUGAGGAGCUCCACGGCCACAGAUCCCCACAUUCCACCUCCGCUUCGCCCGAGACGUCCGUGCGCUCCUCCUGGUGGUCCAAUGGCUCAACCGCAGCGACGUCUUUGCCCUCGACGCCGUCACGCCUGCCAAUCUGCAAGCGCUCGCCGCGCAAGAUACGCUUCGCGCGCGACGGGGGACUCCUGACGAUUGCCGAGAAACGCUUCCUGGAGCACAUGCCGAGCCCGCUGAGCAUGGGAGCGUGGCGCAGGACGGCGGAGGGCGAGCCCUUGGACGCGACGGCGAACGACGAGGAGCUUGUCUCGUAUAUGCGAGAACCAUCGCGUGACCCGGACGCCGUCAUCCGCGCGGGCAUGAAGUGCACGCCGGUUCCAAUAGGGAUCGGCCAAGGCGUCGACACGUCGAAGUGCUGCAGCAAUGAUUUUGCGCAGCUGCUCUUCAGCACGGUGCUGGCUUCGCCCGCGAAGAGCAAGCCGCUCGGACAUCGUCGGCUGCCGUCCAGCGCGCCCGUCACACCGCGCAAGGCGUCCGAAAGCACCAACCGGACGCCCAGGAAGGUGACGCUAGGUACCCCGAGCCGGCCGAUGGUGGGUGCCCCCGUUAGGGCCCCGCCGGGAACUCCCAGUAAGCCGACGUUGGGAACCCCAAGGAAGGCGACGCCCGCGAGCGCCUCGAAGCCAACAUGGCGAUAAUGCGCCACAUAUCCUGUCAGCAUUCUUAUACCAAGCAUGUCGGCCGGCUCCUGCAUCUCUCUCUCAUCCACUGUAGCAUACCAAUUGACUCUACGCGUCGACGGAACGCAUACUUACUUAUACGCAUCGAACCCACUUGUACAGUAUUAUUCUCCGAUUUCCGCUUAGUUUAUACUUGAACACUGUCAUGAUCUUGUCGGACUCCUCGC